Messenger RNA from Bursaphelenchus okinawaensis, 1320 nucleotides. The record is from the annotation of a GenBank genome assembly. Lineage: Eukaryota; Metazoa; Nematoda; Chromadorea; Rhabditida; Aphelenchoididae.
AUGGACACGAUUCAAUCGAAACAAACAUUGUUGGAGACUUCGAUACCCAUUUACGAGGACACGGUGUUUAGCGAGCCCAAAUUGAAGAAGUCGAAUAUUAUUGUUGUUCAUCGGCCUACAACAACCCGAAAGUUGUACGUUUUUUGCUUUGUUUUUUGGUUUUAGUUAUUUUGAAGAUGGAUAAGGAUGUUGAGAAGGUUUUGUGAAAGUGUUGAGAUUUUUGAGGGUGUUUUGAAUAAGUCGUGGUGAAAUUUAUAUUGACAUAAGGAUUGGUGAGAUGGUUAAUAUAUUUUUGAAGCAAAAUCAAGCAUUUUUUAUAAACGUUUUUUGUUUUAAAGCAAAAAGAUGUAUUUUUUUAGUGUUUUGUUGUAUUCUUGAAGGUAUUGAAAAGCUAUUGCGAAAAUUAUAGUCUAAUUUAUGUUGAUGUAGGUUCUUUGAUGGAUAACAUAAGUUUUGUUUUAAAAAAUGGCUUUAAUUUAGGUUUCUUAUGUUGUAUAUCAUCUGUAUACCGUAACGCAAGUUUUAUCAAUUUUCCAAUUUCAGCACCAAAUCUGAUGUCCUCAUCUUUGUGACCCUCGUAUUUCUCUUGGCAUUGGCUGGACGUUGUGUUUAUAAAAACUUUUUCAUGAAAAAGGAUCUUGAGACAAGAUUAGCUGACAGAUUGGGUAAAAUUGAAAAAGAAAUCGAUGGACUCUUGGACGAUGUUGAGGAUGCUUAUCAAGUAUACGUUGAAAAGUUCCGGAAAGAGCUAAACGGCUGGGAAGAAGAGAUGAAGGAGGCAAAGAAGAUUGCUUUUGUGAAGAACUACAAGGAGAUUCAGAUAUUACAGGUAUGGAUGGGGUAAUUUUAGGGGGGGGGGGUGGUUCAAUUUCCCAAAUUUUUUCUCGUGCAUGAGGUAGUUGGCUCGUGUUAGGUAAAAACUAAUAUUUAAAAGGCAUUUUGAGGUAUUCCUUAUCAAAAUACUUAAUUGUAGAAACUCUCCAAUGGCAAAACAGAAUUUACCAUGAACAACUUUACUGAUAUGACCGACGACGAGCUGAAACAGGUAGGAUAACAUGCCUUAUCUAUGUUAAUAUAACUUUUUAUAACUUUUCUAUAUUAAUUUGGUUUUUUUACAUUUGCGUCAUUAUAAAAUGCCCUUUAUAGUUCUUAAUUCCAUCUGACUUCCAAAAACCAGCGUUUUUGGACACUGCCAAGCCCUUCGACACUGCUCCAGGCUACACAAUCGACCGUGACCUAAAACGACCGGAAAGCUUUGACUGGAGAAAAUUUGGCGCUGUUACUGGAGUCAAAAAUCAAGGUGAGCUUAAGGUUUUGUAA